AAGAUGAAAGAUCCAAUGCACAGUAUAACCCGCGAGUUUCGAGCUUUACAAUGGCUCGCGAAGUAGCUACAAGCUUUUGGACUUUACUCUUGCUAUUAUCUGUGACAGCCCUCUCUGCUGCACCAACGUCAGAAGAAUCGACAGACGUAACAGUUCCUGAUGUAGCGGAAGUUACUUUAUCGACGGAGCUGAAGCCUCCUCCACCGGCGGAAGAAUUGCAAUAUGUACUUUUCGUGAUAAAUCUGUACGACGUGAAAAAUGUUUCUGGUGAAACUUCCGAAGAGAUUCUUGGAAACGAGGUCAUCGAGAAUAUUCCAGAAAUAGCAGACCCAGUAGCGACGGUGCUUCUGCUGGUCGAAUUGGACAGUGCUGGUGAAGAUAUCAACACACCGGUAGAUCUUGACGAGGUUGCGGAUAGUCUAAGGAACAACGAAGGUUUGACCGUGGAGAAGAUGAACUAUGACGGUAAAACCAAAGCCCUGCGACUGAAGCUCAAUAAGGAGAACAAAAAAUCCAUAAUGUCACCAAAUAUGGAGUUCAGUAAAGUGAAGAACAUCCGACAGAAGAGGACGAUAUGCAUGACGUGUAAUUGUGGUGGACGCAAUUGUGGAGGCGGUGGAGGUGGUUAUCCUGGAGGCGGUGGUGGUGGCUAUCCUGGUGGUGGCUAUCCUGGCGGUGGUUCCCCUGGAGGUGGCUAUCCUGGAGGUGGUGGCUAUCCAGGCGGUGGCUACCCAGGCGGUGGUUCUCCUGGAGGUGGUUAUCCUGGAGGCGGUGGCGGUGGCUAUCCUGGUGGUGGCUAUCCUGGCGGUGGUUCUCCUGGAGGUGGCUACCCUGGCGGUGGUUCUCCCGGAGGUGGUUAUCCUGGAGGUUCUGGAUCCGGUUCUGGCUGCAAAACAUGUGGUGGCAGUGGGCAGGCAUAUGCCUCAGCACAGUCGAAAGCAGUAGCUUAUGGGUAGAUAUAAAAGGGAUGAUAAGAAGACGAAGUGCCGAGGAUGUUACAUAUAUGCCGCUCCAAAAUGAUGGCAACGACUGGGAGAAAUUUGAAAACGUGUUCGAGGAAUCGCAUUAAUUUGUUACGAUGACGUUCGUCAUUUUGAUCGGUGAUUUGCGUAACAUGUAUCAAGCACCAAAUAAAUGAAAAAAAAAUGGUAAACAGG
Molecule: messenger RNA, 1157 nt
Organism: Eufriesea mexicana
Lineage: Eukaryota; Metazoa; Arthropoda; Insecta; Hymenoptera; Apidae
Product: keratin, type II cytoskeletal 1
Exons: 6
Coding region: 51-956 (301 amino acids)
Source: RefSeq, a predicted model, not a curated record